This is a messenger RNA of Scleropages formosus (Asian bonytongue), 4887 nucleotides long. RefSeq names its product protein FAM171A2-like. Lineage: Eukaryota; Metazoa; Chordata; Actinopteri; Osteoglossiformes; Osteoglossidae. The transcript has 8 exons. Bases 163 to 2565 code for a protein of 800 amino acids. The record is from RefSeq and is a predicted model, not a curated record.
GUGUCUCCGCCCGUGAGAGACAAUGAGCCGGAGCCGAAACCGAGAACGCGCACAGUGGCGGGCGUGUGCGCGCGCGAUCCCGGUCGUCUCCCGCAGUCCCCUCCUCAGCGACAUGCACGAGAAGGCGCUCGCGCGGCUGCGGUGAUGUGAGCGGAAGGAAGGAUGGCAGCCCCGUACGGCCGCCGCGUGCUCCUGCUCGCGCUGCUCUUGACGUGUGACCGUGCGUGGGGCGCGCUCGCCGGACCCGCGCCGGAACAGGGAGCGCUGGAGGUGCUCAUCAGAGUUCAGGUGUUUGACAGCAGUGACCUUUCACCCCUGGACAACGCGGCUGUUCAAGUGUUUGGAAACCAGUCCACCUUGGUGUCCAGCGGGGCCGACGGGGACGGGCUCCUGACGGUCACCUUCCGCUACCAGCUGGGCACAUCGGUCAUAGUCGCCGCGUCCAAGAUGGGCUACGUGAGCAACUCGGUGCCGUGGCGGGCGAACCGCAUCCCCUUGUACUCUUCGGUGAGCCUCUACCUCCUCCCCCAGCGCCCGGCCACCCUCAUCCUGUACGACGACGUGGUCCAGCUGCUCUCGGGGUCCCCAGGUGCCAGGCACCAGCCCAGGGUCCAGUUGCAGAGGAAGGCCGUCCACCUGCCCUCCGACUCCUCCUACUCGGAGCUGUGGGCGGUGCUCACGGCGGCCAGGAGCCAAUACGAGAUCGGCGCCUUCCCCUACAUGCUGGGCCGCGACACCAACGGCACAGGGGGAAACGGCUCCUGGACGGACAUGAGCCCCGUGGCAGCGGUCAGCGCCCACCUCGUCGCCCACAACGGGAGCGCCGUCCGCGUCACGGAGCCCGUUCACGUGUCCGUGCCCCUGCCUUCCGACAGCCCCGUGAAGGCGGCCACCAGCGUGCCCGUGUGGCGCUUCGACGACGCUACGGGGCUCUGGCUCAGGAGUGGAACGGGAUACAUCCGACAGGAGGGAACGCUGUUCAUCUGCAGCUUUGUGGCGCAACAGCUGGGCGACUGGGCGGCGGCGCUUCCCUCAGGCAGCGGGGUCAGUCUGGGCACCUCGGGCCUGCGGGACAUCAGCUCCUAUCACACCAUCUUUCUGCUCACCAUCCUGGGCUCCAUGGCCCUGCUGGUGCUCAUCCUGCUGUGUUUGCUGCUCUACUACUGCAGGAGAAGGUGUCUGAAGCCACGGCAGCACCGCAAGAUGCACGUCCCCUCGACGAUGGACAGCUCGAGGAGGGACCAGGGCACCUCCAUGUCUCGCCUCAACCUCAUCAGCGGGGGCCACGCCGACACGGCCUCAUCCAAAGACGACAAGAACGCCCUCAAGUGCGACUUGUCCUCCUCGCAGGAGUUCUUUGGACGUGACGCCGCCCACAAGCUGCAGCACUCGAAGGGAAGUGGCGACGGGAGACCCUGGCGGGGCGAGAGCUUCCCGAUGAAGGUGACCCACUCCACGGAGAUGGGCGCGGACCCCCCGCUGCUGCCCAGCGACUACGCCAGGAGCUGCGGCUCCGUGGAGGACAAGAGCGGUGACGGCCGCCGACGCCACAACGCCAACGAAAACCAGGGCUACUCCUCGGACCCCCCGUCGUCGCCGCCUUCGGCCAAGCGCUCCCAGAACCCGAAGCCGGACGGAAAGCCGCCCGAGUACUCGGACCCGGUGGCCCGGCCCACCUCGCUGAACACGCAGCCCAGCCAGUUCAUCUUCUGCAGCUCCAUCGACCAGAUGAAGGAGAACAUGUACCGGAGCAUGGUGCCCACCCUGGUGAUCCCGGCCCACUACAUGCGCCUGUCCUCGGACUUCUCCGGAGCGGAUCCGGCGGCGGAGCCGCAGCACAAAGCGGACAAGGAUGAGGUUCCCGGGGGCCGCCUGUCCACGCCUCAACCCCAGCAGCAGCCGCCGACCGUGAGCCCGCCGGGUGAGGACCCCGAGGGCCGCGGCUGGGCCCCGAACCCCUCCUCGGGACCCGUGCGCAUCCCCGUGCUCUUCGACAACUCCACCAUGGCGCAGAUGAACGGCGAGCUGCAGGCGCUGACCGAGAAGAAGCUGCGGGAACUGGGCGUGAGACAGCACCCGAGGGCGUGGUUCAUCUCCUUGGACGGGCGCUCCAACUCGCACGUGCGCCACUCCUACGUCGACCUGGGCGAAGAAUUCGGCCUGGACUCCAUGGCAGACGUGCGCAAGGGCAAACCGGCGUCCCAGCGCAGAGCCAAGGGCGACAAGGGCGGUGGCGGUGGCAAGGGCCACGGCGGCAAGGCCUACGCGAAGCUCUCCUACCUGGAGGACAUGGAGUCCGGUGGCGGCGGCGAGGGACCGGCCACCAUGUGCUCGCCAGAAGACAACUCGCUCACUCCUCUUCUGGAUGAGGAGCCGGAGCCGCGCGGGGCCUCCGCUACCCGCCGGGGCCGCAGCCGAGUCAGCAGCGGGAACCGCCGGGACUCGGCCACCAGCCUCGAGGACGAGAACGAGGCGGACGACAAGGACGACGAGGGCGAGAACAAGAAGAGCCCCUGGCAGAGGCGGGAGGAGAGGCCCCUCAUGGUCUUCAACGUCAAGAAGUAGGGAAGAGGUUGGGCCAGGUGCGCUCCCUGGGUCAUCGACCGUGCUCCAGCGUGACCACCUCGAGUGCCGCUCAACCGCACGGAAGAACAGCGGAGGUCUCCACGAUGAUGAGGGCCGGCUUCGUGGUUUCAGAAGGUCCUCUGGGACUGGCACCUCUGUAGACUAAGUGAGCUUGAGUCGAAACGCGACGACCUCAUGACGCACGUUACUCGGACACGGCGGCGGCAGCGGGUGAGAAAUGGUGCGACUCGCUGCCGUGAAAAUGGAGCACGGCUCCGUUCCUUCAAGGGCCUCGGUGCUUCCCCCUCCAUCUCACGUUGCGCGGUAAAGAGUUUGCGUCUGUUUUGUACCCUGGUAGACUGACAGCUUUCCUUGGAAGGGGAUGAUUUUGCUCGAAUUGGCUACCCUGUUGUGAAGACGAGAGCGCCCCCCCGGAGUGGUCUCUGAAAUGUGCUGUUUUUGCGUGGCUGGUUUUGCGGAAUGUUCAUCAAAGUGUUUUCACCUGAGCGCCCAAGCCGUCGAAUGAGGACACAGCAGUUACGAGGCGUCGCUUCACUGCCACGACAGGACUUUGAACACUUGUUUUCUAAUUUUUACCUUUUUUAAUUUUUCCAAAAAAAACAAGCCAGUGGGUGUAUUAAUUUUACCAAAUGUAAUAUUUGUUAUCGUGAACACAGAAACAGAUGUUUACUCUGAGCCAUUUGCUACCAAACGUCCUUUUCUGCUCCAUUUGUAUAACUUUGCAUCGUUUAAGGAACAAGGUGUUCUGCUUUGUAAUAAUAGCAGUGAGAAGGAUUUCCAAAUCGCGGGGCUCUGGACCCCCUGGGUCAGACCGGGCUUUACGGUCAGCGCAUGUGUCUGAGUGUCUCACCAGUUCACGGUAAGUUUAAAACCUCACAACAUAGUGGUGCGACAGCUCUUCGGCGGCUUAAGGCCCAAAACCGCGUUGUAAAUUUUCAGAGCACAUUGUCUGAAGUGUAGUGCACGGUGUCUCGCUUUCCCAAGGAAAUUUUGUCCCGUUUUGGGAACGGCAGCUUCACCGGAGCUCUGCUCUGGGCUUUGAAACCACGAGGUGCUGUAGAACCCAGGCGGAGGGUCACGGGUUCGGUGCAGAGUUGAGAUUAUUUCAAUAAAGACUUGCCUGAAAUGUUAUUUCCCGGAACGUCAUGCUUACGCAUCUGGUUACGGUCCACAUUUUGCAGCGCUCCAGUUUUCUUAAGGAUGGAGUUAAAGGGAAGCGGGGGGGGGGGUCGGCUCUCCCUUCUUACUCGUGAACGUGGGGAAGGCCGCGUCCUCGGCAUCCACCCCAGCCGGUGCCGCGCUUCUCCCUCAAGUGCCUUCUUCGGCAGGGCCGUUGCGGACACGAUGCACCCGUCCGCCCGCGGCACAGCCCACGUUAAAGUGGACAGGGGUGGACAUUUGGACCGGAAGCUUCCAUUCACUUCGCAUCGCUUGAUGCGCAGCACAAGUUGUCAGUUAAGUCAGAAAAUCAUGCCUCUUAGCGAGUAAACCUCAGCUAACGGUUCUUUAAGUUGCAGACGUUUACGGACGAAUCCCGGCCGAUGGGCUUCGACUCCGGGCGUCUCUUCGCCCGCGUUUGGGUGCGUGGCCUCGCAGGGCCCAAUUCUGGGAUAAAUCGCAGAAAUACACCGUUACGCAAAGGCUCUCGUGCCAUGAUUCACCACGUGUCGCCCAGGUUUGGUUAUCCAGUGCUAGUCCCUCAUGCACCGUAGCCAUAGCAACGGGGCCUUCGUGGGCUCACGCUCCUCGUGCUGCCGAGCACCGAACUCGUUUCUAAGUUUAAUUCUCUUUAACUGAGAGCCCAGCAAGUUAGAAAAAACACAAUUUCCUUGAAAGGCUCCUUGUAAACUACUAUGUGGAGAGAUGUUGCAUACAAAGCCUGUGUAUUGUGUGUGUGAUGAGCACGUGUGUGUUGUCCUGUACAGUGGUGCUGACAGUCACUCAUAAGAACAAGACAUCGUGGACAAAUUACUCAGAGGACCAAGUGUCAUGUCUUUAACGGCAACAUCCUUUAAACAAGCUUGUGUGUACACUGUUCCCUUUGGUGAAAUAAACAUAUUUAAAGCGUUAAACAUGGUAUGGGGUGCGAACUGUGCUUAAGUGGAGCAUCUGGUGUAUUUUGAUCAGUGGAAACCGAUCUGUGCUUUUCUUACGGUAACCAGUGUAAAACACACAAGAAAAGCCUUGACCUGCAGGGAUCCAUUAAUGUACCUCCACCACGUUUCUGUAGUCCAUCAGUCGAGGCCCCACGGUUGUAGUCUGAAGGUUGUCGGUUCAAACCCUGUCUCCAUGUAACUACUG